Dimorphilus gyrociliatus is the source of this 3626-nucleotide messenger RNA. Lineage: Eukaryota; Metazoa; Annelida; Polychaeta; Dinophilidae. The record is from the annotation of a GenBank genome assembly.
AAUAGUAUUUGUAAUGGUAAAGUCUCCAAGAUACGACUGUCCUGAAAGUUUAUACGUCCUUUGAAAAUUCAAUCUUCAAAAGUAAUAUUCAAACUAUCAGGUGUGUGUAAAUAUUAGUAAUAUUGCAAAGAAGAUCUUGAGAUAAUUUGAAUGACAAUAGAUAACUACACCCAUAGAUUCAGCAUUCUGGCUUCUCUAUUGCUGUGUAGGCUCAAGUGCUAAUUAAUAUACGUAAGAAACAUCGCUCAAGUGCUUCCUUUAAAGUACAAGGGCGUUUUCAUUGCAGGUAUAUAUAUAUAGAUCGCCAUUUUGAUUUUGGCCAAUCUCUAAUAUUUGAAUUGUGACAGUGAUAAGUGACCUAGGAGAAUGCGAAAGAAACAAUGAAAACUCUCAUUUUACUUGUAAUUAUUCUUCAAAUAAACGUGGCUUUUUUGAACUCAACUCAAGAUGCUUCUCAAAGAAAUACAACUUAUCGGGAGUAUACCGGCGAAUGCGGAGUUGAGGUUAUCGAUGCUAACGUUUACGGGAGGAUAAAGGAAUUGGUCGCCAUGAGGAUAAAAUUGCUUGUCUAUGACUUUUCCUUUCCUAAUGCCUCUGCUGACCCGUUUAGAACAUCAGAUCAUUAUUUUAAACCCAAUAAAUUUUAUAGGGCAUUUCAAAAGCAUGGCCAAACUUUGUUGGCUUUAGCUUUUAAUUAUGGAAUAUUAUCGGUUUUUACCUUAGAAUUGGGUGUCAUCACUGAACGAAUAGAGCUGAGAGACGUUCCUUCAGGUUGCUUCGCUGAAAUUUCGGGUCCUAAAAAAAUGGAUAUUCUUUUAGAUGCCAUCUUCCACGGUUUUGAAAAAGGUGAAAAUGCUCAUAUCCAAAUUGAACCUUUUGAAAGAGUUUGUCAUGAAAUAAUCAUGACAUCAAGUAUAUACGCGGAUUUCGAAGAUAGAUGUUGUCAUUGGGACGCUCAAAAAAAAAAAAUUACGUGCUCGAAGGAUAUCUAUAACUUUUGGGUAAAAUUAUUAAACGUUCUUCUUCUCAUUCUUAAAGUUUUGGUAUUUGUAUUUGGGCCAUUAAUGAUACCCCGUUGGUUGUAUACUUCGCAGCCUCAUAGAGUUAGAUAUUUAGUAAAAUUAAAGGAGCCACUAGUCAAGUUUAUAACAGUUGCUAAUCCUGGGAAUGUAGAAAGAUACGUGGCCAGAUCGAAAAAGAUUAUUGAUUUAACAAGCGUCGAGAGGGGAUUUCCGACAUGUAAGUUGGAGUUGAAAAAUUUUACACCAGGAGACAGAAUAAGAGUAAAGAUAUCGUCCUAUCGAUUAUUGAUUAACUACGGAAAACUGUUAUUGGAGAACAAGGUUCCUGUAGGCUUGUUUAAAGUUUUGAAAAGAGCUAUUUGUCUGUGCAAAUUAAAGGAAAUUUCACCUUUUAAUGACUGUUGUGACUCUCCUAUAUUACCUGUGAAGCAGAUAAAGGAUAUAAAAUGGAUUCAUUUUUGCAAAUUGUUAACAAGAAUAAUGCUAAUCCUACUUCUUCCACUUCCAUAUUACAUAAGAAUAACCCUGUUCUAUAUGUAUGAAAGCGAGGAAAUUGAUGCCCGAUUUAAAGCCACCGAUAAACUUGGAAAGACAAUCCGUUUCAAUUUUAGGUUUAUGCACUCUCUCGGUCCGACCCAUGGACUUUUCAUUGGAAUAUAUAUAGUUUACAUUUUCACAGCUUGCUUUUUAGCAUACUCACAUCAAAGGGGGAAAGAUUCUCAUUUCCAAAGAGUUAUGAUAAAAUCUUUUAGGGAAUUAAGGAAUUCAGUUUGGCUCUCUUCUUUAAAGUUUUUAACUUUCAAUAUUUUGUAUCCUAUGAGGAAAUUUGGACUUCUUGGAAUUAUCGUAGGAUUAAUUUAUUGGCCAUUUGCUAUACCAUUUUCUUUGUUAGUUUGCGUAAUCUAUUGUCUGCCCUUAUUCUAUCUCAUAUUUAGAAUGCUGAGAUAUGCUAGAGAUGCUUCUACCUUAAAAGAAGAUGAUGAUGAUGAAAUUUUAUUCAUGGCGGAUAAGCAAAGAAUAAAUAAGAAAUUAGAAGAGGAAAUGGAAAAGCUUAAAACAGGUAGCCUCCUUCGAGAGUUUAAACAAAGAAGAAAAUCAAAAGCUGACUCAAAAAUUAACCUUCACAAAAUUAGCUCUGAGAAUCUCGGAGAUAAGAAAAAAGUGAAGGAUAAAGAUGAAGAGAAAUGCAAAGAUAAAGAAACAGAGAAGGACAACGAUAAAGAAAAGGAUGUAGACAAAGAGAAAGAAACUGAUAAAGAGGUAACUAAAGAUCGCCUUAUUCAACAAGAUAGUAUAGGAACAUUUUCUUCAUUUGAAUCGGAAGAAACAGAUCAGAUGCUUAAGCAACAACAGAGUGAGAUGGAAUCAAGUGCUAAAAAAACAAACAGAGAUAAAAUUAAAUUUAUUGUACUGAGGGCAUGGCAAAAUUUAGUAGGUUUAAUGUGUAUCAUUGCAAUGGCAGCCGUAAUGAUGCUCAUGGCAGAAUGUGUUGGCUACAUGGUUGAAAUGUUCGUGUUUACUUUAAUGGGUAUAAUUGUCAAUGCAGGAGCGGUUCUUCGAUAUGUUACUCUAUCCUUACUUGUAAUUCUAUACUCUUACGAUUGCUAUAAUAAUGUUGCCAAGCAAUAUCUAAAGCUAAAUCAAGCCAUGUUUGCAGAAGUAAAGGAUAGAAUACAUGGUAUCUCUGAAGUUACAUCCCUUCCCUCUUAUCUGCAAGAAAAUAUGGGAUUUAAAGCCCAAGAGGCUAGUGAUCAAGCUGAACACGAAAAUCCUGAUGACAUAGCAAGUGGAGAGGAUGGAGAAGCUCUCCUCCCGCAAAAUAUUUUUUGGGAUUUGAAUGAUUUAAUUUUAUUUAUCGACUCAGACGAUGUACCCAGAGUGCCUAGAAAAUUAUUUGAGGAACUUUGCGAAAUUAGAGUAUCUGGAAGUCCUGGUCCUGUUUAUUUAUCCCUAUUAGCAGCUACAAAGAGGUUUCUAAUUAUCGUAAUCUUCCUAUUAUUUGUAUUAAUUGUCGUAAUGUCGUUUGGUGAAAUUUAUCAAGUAUCCUCAACUAAUCAAAUGUUGGCAACAUUUGCCGGCGGCUUUUUGCCCCUUAUGCUUCGAAAAGUUUUACAGCCCAUUGCACCCGAGCCUGAACUUAAAAGUUUAACUUUCAAGUCAAAGAUGGACGAAAUCAUAAAGAAUUAUCACCAAUUGUGGCCAAUGUUUGACCUACCCCUAGAGCCAUAUCCAGAGGAAGAAGAUGAAAAAGACAAAGACUCUGAAAACGAAGGUGGAUCAGAUCAACCGGAUGGAUGUAGUAGUCGUCUCAAGCAAAUGAGAAAUGAUUUUAAGAAAGCAGUAUCAUUUUCCUUUGAUAAACAAAGCGAUCAAUUUAAAAUUGAAAUGGAUGAAGGUCCGGAGAAAGACAUCGAUAUUCUAUUCGUAAUUCCUUCAGAAUUAGAUCCGAAUAGAAAUUCUUGGGGACCCAGAUCAAAAUCAGAUUUCAGGCGGAAAGCUAUUAGAAAAGAUAUACCAUCAUCUCCUACAAAUCGAAAAUCAUUAAAUGCUCUCCAGCGAAUGACAAGUAUCGGAAACUUUAUUAAAGAUAAUCUAGAUGUAUAA